UGGAUUGUCUGGCUCGACAGCGGGCAUCGGGUUACCAGGUAUGACAGCGGGCACUGGGUCACCAGGCAUCAGGUCGUUUGGCUCGCCAGCGGGCACCACGUCAUCUGGCAAGGCAGUGGGCACCGAGUCACCAGGCACGACAGUGGGCUCCGAGUCAACUGGCAUGACCGCGGGCACUGGGUCAGACAUUGGAUCAUCUGGCUCGACAGCGGACAUCGGGUCACCAGGCAUCAGGUCAUUUGGCUCGACAGCGGGCGCCGCGUCAUCUGGCAAGGCAGUGGGCACCGAGUCACCAGGCACGACAGUGGGCACCGGGUCAUCAGGUACCGGAUCGUCUGGAUCGACAGCGGGC
Messenger RNA from Staurois parvus, 352 nucleotides. Lineage: Eukaryota; Metazoa; Chordata; Amphibia; Anura; Ranidae. The record is from the annotation of a GenBank genome assembly.